This is a messenger RNA of Macrobrachium nipponense, 3888 nucleotides long. Its product is annotated as myb-binding protein 1A-like protein. Gene Ontology annotation, cellular component: nucleolus. The coding region runs from base 154 to 3774 and encodes 1206 amino acids. Gene Ontology annotation, biological process: regulation of DNA-templated transcription. Gene Ontology annotation, molecular function: RNA binding; transcription factor binding; sequence-specific DNA binding. The transcript is spliced from 19 exons. The record is from RefSeq and is a predicted model, not a curated record. Lineage: Eukaryota; Metazoa; Arthropoda; Malacostraca; Decapoda; Palaemonidae.
CGAUUACUUUUGAGCCACUUAGUUAUGGCGGCCCCCAGUGCCAACGUGAAACGCUAUUCCUCUCUUCGAGAGAUUUAGAGUUUAGAAUCAAAUUGGGUCUAAAGUUUGGUGUUUAUUAAGUUAGUAUUUGACUAUCGUACUUAGUGAGCAGACAUGAAGGCCGAAAAGAAGGUUAUUGAGCAGAAUGUAACUACGGAAAACCGGGCGAAGGUUCGCAAUGUUCCUCGCCAUGUUCUGGACGCAUUUGAGAAUUUGGUCCCUGAUGAUCCUGCCGGCCAGGCAAAAGCUUCAGUUGUCAUUUUAAAACACGCUGAUCAGCUUUUGGCUACUCAGUCCGGUUAUAUCGUUCCCGAAGAUGUAUUGUAUAUUGUCAAGCGACUUGUCAGUGGGUUGGUUUCUCACCGACAAAGAGUUCGAGAAGGUUUCUGUUCAACAUUACAAGCUCUCCUGCAGCUCCAUCCCACCACCGUGUCUUUGACAUACAAAACUAUUCAAGAACUUUGUGGAAAGAAACAGAAUCUGUCAAAGGAGGAGACAAGAGACUUUCUCACUGGAGAACUUAUUGGAUAUGGUGCCCUUAUACGGUCAGGCCAUGUUAAGAACAAUGUUGCCAUGAGACAAGACAUUAUCAAUAGACUGUUUACAAUAAGGGAAAAGAAACAGUACUAUGAUAUCAUUGUUGCCAACUAUUUUGUGCACAUGAUGGAAAAGUUCACCAAGUCUGUUAUUCAACAAGAAAUUCUAACGUCGUUGUACCAGGAACUAUCAGUACCUUUAAAGGACUUGACCCCAAGUAGGCUGUGGUUAAGACUUGUCAUUCUCAGAAAAUUCCCUGAGAAUGCGCCCGAAACGUUUGCUGACACCCUCUUACCCAAAAACUAUACCACUAUUGCGGCCAUUAUUGUAAAAACUGCUAUCAACAUGCCCAAUGUUCAUCCUUGCUUAAGUGAAACAAUAUCAAGCCUAGCUCUACCCAAGAAGAAUGAAAAGGAGUCACAAGUAGUCCAGUUUUGGCAGAAAGGACUAGCACCUUAUUUGAAAGCACCUACUACAAAUUGUUUACAACUUCUUUUUAAUGGGUUACAGCUUGUACUGUUGAAGUUGAAGACAGCAGAAGAAAUUUGUCAAGUGUGUGAUGAAGCCGUGAUCACCCACCUCUUAAAUGUGAUGUCUCUUCAUGACAAGAAUUUAAGUGCGUCUGCACGUGGUGUUGGAUCAGCUCUUUUGCAGCUGGCAACAACCAAUUAUGAGGAGGAUAAUCGGAUUCAGUUGGCCAUAGCAAAAGUCCUCAUUAAAAAACCAGGCAGUGUCCGAUUUGAUCAGCUAACGGGAACUAAGCUGCUCAGUCAGAUGAGGUUACAUUUUACUCCAGAUACAAUCAUCAACAUAGCCAAAAUCCUUCGGAAAACUAUUACCAGUACAUCUAGUGAUGUUCGAUUAAGCAAUAAAAUUGGCAGUGCUUUUUUCCUCGGGAAACUUGUGUCACAACCCAGGAUGAAUGUCCCUGAAUAUGAAAAGUGGAAAAAGAAACAGAUUCUCCUGCUGAUGUCAGAGGCUCUCCUGAAACCCGAUUCUAAGCAGAGUUCAGCGGAAUAUCAGGAUAUAUUCUUUAAAUGCCUUUGUUCUCAAAUGUCCCGGAUCAAGGAAUACAAAGCUUUACUUCAGUAUCUUUAUGAAGAAGCAAGCAAGGCUAUACAAGAAUCAAAGGAAUCUGAAACACCUUUAUUAUUCCCAAAUGCACUACUGGUAUGGGAUAAGGUCAGCACUAGAUUAACAGAACUACAGGAGAAUGACAAUCUUCCACAAGUUGCAUCUGAAGUUUUUCAGGUGCUGUAUACACAAAUGGCAUUAUACCUCCUGGUGUCAAAAGAAGCAAAAGACAUUAUUGGCGAGAUUGAUCAGUGUUUCAAGGAAGCUCAGAAAGAGAAGAGGAAACCUGUGGUGUGCAGUAAAGAAAGCACCAUGUAUCAGCCAACAUGGGUUGAUAAGGUUGUGGAAUUACUGUUGAGUUUCCUGCCACACGAAAACCACCUUUUCAGAUUGGUGUCCCAAGGAAUAUUCUGGUUGGUGUGCCCACUGAUGACUCCUGGAGCUCUGUUGAGUAUUGUAGAUGUUCUUGAUCCAGCAAAGCAGGAUGAUUUAUUGAAACUGGAAGAUGAAGAUGAGGGUGCUAAUGAUGACGAAGAUGGUGAUGAUGAUGAUGAUGAUGAUGAGGGAGAAGAAGAUGAAGAAGGUGAUAAUGAAGAGGAAGAAGAAGAAGAAGAGGAAGUUUCAGACAAAGAAGAGGAGGAAGGUGGGGAAGAUGAGGCAGAACUGGGAACAGGAGAUGAGGAAGAAGACAUGGAAGUUGAAGGAGAGUGGUCUGAUGAAGAAGAAGAAGAGAGUGGAAAUGAAGAUGAUGAGCAAUUCAUUAAAUUAAAAACGGAAAUGCUGAGACUGGCAGGGAAUUUGGAUGAUGAUGUUGAUAUUGAUAGUGUUUCUCAAGAAGAGUUAGAUACUGUCGAUAACAAGCUUGGUGCACUUGUAGGUGAAUACUUGAAGCUAAAGAAGAAGAAAAGUCAGAGAUUUAGUGGUCUUCACAAAUUACAAGCAGAUGAAAGACUGCUGAUGCACUUUAGAUCACGGGUUUGUGACUUAUUAGAGCUGUAUGUGAAGGAAACUCCCAAUAUGUGUAUGGGGCUAAGCCUGGUGAAUCCUCUAAUAGCAGUUAUUUUAAGUUUCGACCAGGAUAGGAACCGCCAUGAGGAGUUGCUACAUAGAAUAAAGAGUCUUCUUCUGAUGCUGGGGCGAAUACAAAAAUUUUCAAGCAAUGGUGAAGCUACCAUUGAAUUUGUUGUCGAGGAGUGCAAUACUUUCUUCAGCUUAGUAUUGAAAAUGCGUGAUGAAUACAACCCAGUGAUACGUGGUUGCUAUAAUCUUUUCCUGCGAUGUGGAUCCCAACUCUUGGGAGAGGAAGUGCACGAUUCAAGUAACAUGUUAAUGCAGAGCUAUUUGUCCCAUCUUCGAGAAAUAUUCACUCAAAACAAAACAAAUAUGAGAAUUGUAACCUUUACUGACAUAUGUCUCACUGACUGUGGAGCGCUUUGGAGUGUAGCAGACCUUAUGAAAGAAUUCAGUUUUAGUGGAAAACUCAAGUCUUUCUGGCAGACUCAGGCGAUGCAGAUUUUAAACAAGUUAUAUCGAAAUAAAACCCUGAUGUCCAGAAUAGACCCAGAAACCAUUACAGAAUGGGAAAAAGACCUAUCAGCAAAACUUUGUCAGAUGCUAGGCCCAUCUUCCUCGCUUGUAUCGCUGAGAGGUCAAUACUUGGCUGAAAUCUUUGGACUUCUUUUCCAGAUUCGAAAGAAUGUGUCAUCAAGGAAGGUAGCAGGUGGCAUGAACUGGGAAGAAAUAGGAUCUGUACUUGUGCCUUUAAGACAUCGUUUAUCCAGUAAGACUUACAAAAUUUGUCGAGGGCCUUACAACAAUAUCAUCAGCAACUUGGGCCUUUCAAAGUUACUUGUUGCCAAACCUCACGAAAUUGCUGAAAAAAGGAAAGCAGAAGCAUUGAUGGGAGGGCUAAAUGAAGUUGCAAGUAGUCAUGACCCAGAGUUAGUUCAGAAUGGUCCAGGGGAGAAUGGUGUAGACGGUAAUCACAAGGUCACGAAUAAAAAGGGAAAGAAGAGAAAAUUCAAAGGUGGUAAAAAGCAGAAAAAUGUAAAAACAAAAAGUGGUAACCAGUUGCAAGAAAAUAAAAAGCAAAAAACAUUACCAUUAGAGGAGUCGAUAAAGUAAUACAAAAGCAGUAUGUAAGGUAGCAGAUUUUUAUAUGCCUUUAAUGUUUUGUUUGUCUGGUUGCUGCUGUACUUUAUUUUACCAAAAUUUAUGAAUAUAUUUUUAUUGUUGAAA